This is a messenger RNA of Columba livia (rock pigeon), 2986 nucleotides long. RefSeq names its product cis-aconitate decarboxylase. The transcript is spliced from 6 exons. The record is from RefSeq and is a predicted model, not a curated record. Gene Ontology annotation, cellular component: mitochondrion. The coding region runs from base 116 to 1597 and encodes 493 amino acids. Gene Ontology annotation, biological process: defense response. NCBI's taxonomy places the organism in Eukaryota, Metazoa, Chordata, Aves, Columbiformes, Columbidae. Gene Ontology annotation, molecular function: aconitate decarboxylase activity.
UGCCUUUCAGAAGCAUAUAUAAACCCUGACACCAAAGCACCUUUCAGACACCUCUUCCAUCCCUCGAAUCAAGCCGUGCAGAGCUGGGGAUUAAGCAGAGGUAGCAGCCACCAGCAUGGUCUACUUAACCUUACAGAAAUACCAGAAGUUCUUGGCAAGCUCCCGGCAAGUUCACAAAACUGCUGCUCAUGUGGUGGCCAGGAGCGCUCCAGAGGAGACCGUGACCAGCAGCUUCGCCUCCUUCAUCCAUGCAGUUCGGCCCGAGCACUUGUCCAAGACUGUCCGUCACAGGAGCAAGAGGAUGAUCCUUGACAGCAUUGGGGUUGGCCUCGUGGGCAGCACAACGCAUGUGUUCCAUAUUGCUCUGCAGUACUGCCAGGAGCUGUAUUCUUCAGUUGCCGUGAGCUCUGUCUAUGGCAAGCCAGGUGUAAAGCUCUCCCCAACACUGGCUGCAUUUGCCAACGGAGUUGCGACUCACUCCAUGGACUUUGAUGAUACCUGGCAUCCUGCUACUCACCCAUCAGGGGCUGUUCUGCCAGCUCUUCUGGCAGCUUCCCAGAUGCUACCUCCAAGUACCAAACCCAAUGGCAUGGAUUUUCUGCUGGCAUUUAAUGUGGGCCUGGAAGUACAAGGAAGGCUCAUGCAUUUCUCCACCGAGACUCACAACAUUCCCAAAAGGUUCCAUCCUCCCUCGGUGGUUGGCACCAUGGGCAGUGCUGCGGCCACUGCAAAACUGCUCUCUCUCAGCAUGGCCCAGUGCACACAUGCUUUGGGCAUUGCUGCAUCGCUUGCAGGGGCACCCAUGGCAAACGCUGCCACCCAAGCCAAGCCAUUGCAUAUUGGAAAUGCCACCCGCCUGGGCCUCGAAGCAGCACUGCUGGCUGCCCGAGGGAUGGAGGCUAACCCCUUAAUUCUGGAUGACAUCCCUGGUUGCUCUGGAUUCAGUGCUUUCUAUGGUGUCUAUCAGCCCACACCACUGUCCACACCGAAUGACCACCACGAGUUCCUCUUGGAGAAGCAGGAUAUUGCCUUCAAGCGCUUCCCAGCCCACCUGGGAAUGCACUGGGUGGUGGAUGCCGCCUUGUCUGUCCGGAAUCUCUUCAUCAACUAUGCAGGGUCCUUCUCUCCUUCUUUGAUCCGCACCAUUGUGCUGAAGAUCCCAGUGUCAAAGUACAUCAACCGGCCUUUCCCCAGCUCUGAACACCAGGCCAGACACUCCUUCCAGUUCAAUGCCUGUACAGCCCUGUUGGAUGGUGAAGUGGGUCUCAGCUCUUUCUCAGAGAGGAGCAUCCACCGGCAGGAGCUGAGGGAGCUGCUGGACAAAGUGGUUGUGGAGCACCCUGAAGAUAAUGUGGCCAACUUUGACAAGAUGUACGGGGAGGUGGCACUGCUCCUGCACAGUGGGGAUGUCCUGACAGGCAAAUGUGACACUUUCUAUGGGCACUGGAGGAAACCUCUGAGUAAAGAAUCGCUCCUGAAGAAGUUUCGAUCUAAUGCCUCUCAUGUGCUUCCAGAAGAAAAAAUAGAAACCAUCAUCACUAUGGUGGACAACCUGGAGAAACUGUCAGAUAGUUCCCAGCUGGCCAGCAGCCUGUGAGGGAACAGCAAGUUGUUUUUUGAUAAGGGCCUUGUCCCAGUGAAACUCUGAUUUCUUUCUUCAUUGGUGCUUUAACUAUUGAUUUCCAGUGCCAAGAAACUUUCCACCCCUUGAAGUCAAAGUAGAUGCCUUAAUAUCAAGAGACCACGAGGCAGGAGGUGCAUCUGUGUCAGUAAUUAGCACACAGAUUAAAUUUCAACUCCCAGUUCACGCUGACUGAAUAGCUGAAAGGCCACCACAAAUACAAAAAAAAUGCCAUGGAAAUCUGUGAGAAUCCUGGGGUACCACCUGGAAGCCGGUUCCCCAGAAGGUACUGGGUUUGGAUAUUUUUCAAAGCUGCAUUUGAAGUUAUUUCUGUACAGAAUGCCUGACUGCUGAGUCUGGGAUGAAGAGGAAGUUCAGCUGCAAAAUGUGUGCUUUUCUUACUGCUCUUCUGGGCACUUUUCAGAUCAUGGUUAGUUAGUCAUGCUGGCCAGAUGAAAAAUCUAUCAGUUACUGUAAACAACCCUGCCUGAAAAACUCUCAGGCAGAGGUGUUUGUUUUGUUUUGUUUUGGGUUGGGUUGUUUUUUUUUUUCCAGUAAAAGCCUCCCGUUUCACUUGGGAAGUGUUGGUCACUUCUCCGUGUACAAGGGAUGAUUCAAGCACCCUUAAAACCUGUAUAGCUUUUCUGAUGAAAGGCAAUUGACAGGUGAGGAACCCCACAGGAGUCCUACACCUACACCAUGUGCCUCCUUUGAGGUGAACCCUGCCCAUCCCAGGGCUGUGCCACAUCAUCCCUCCUGGCUUUGCGCAGGUCACCCAGGCACCUCUUCAGAGCUGGCUCACCAGAGGUGUUCUCUCUAGUCCAUGCAGAGACAGGCACCUCUGGAUGGUGACUUGGGCACUUACAUGCUGUGACUCACAUCAAUCCCUCUUUCUCUCCCCUGAGAGGAGGGAAAGCUUACCGAGACUCAGUCCUUAACUCAUCUUUCCAACUGGCAUGAAAUCAGUACUUUUGCUCCUGAGUAGCCAUUCACUGAAAGGCUUUCUUACCUUGAGUCUGUUCUGAAAAAUGAGAUGGAGAACUAUGCAAUAUUCCUUUGCACAUUAUACAAAUGCUGUGAUUGCUGAUCCAAAUGAUUGUUUCCAAUAGGAUCAUGAUAUAGGUAUAGAAUCUAUUGCAGAAGUCAGGGGUGGCUUCUGCAAGGGGGACCAAGGUGGGACUAGACAGGCGAGAAGGAAUGUGGGCUGGUUCCUUUUUAGCUUGCUGGUAGUGGUCUAUGCAGAGAACUUCCCAGCCAGAGCAAAGCUGUUUGCCCACCUGUUAAUCCACUUGCUCCUACUGUCUAGUGUAUUCACACUGAAUCUUUCUCAAUAAAGAACUGAAAUAAAUUCAUUUUCUAUAUAAA